AUGCUACAACUUCAAAACAUUGAGUUUUCUGUAGGUACCGAAAAGCAUAAGGUAUCCGCUAAUGAUGACAUUGGUCCGGAAACCACCCUCAAUACCUAUCUUCGGAAAAAGGCACACCUCACAGGGACGAAGAGAAUGUGUUUGGAGGGAGGUUGUGGUUCAUGCACUGUAGCAGUUGAAGAAACAAUCAAUGGUAAAAAAAAUAUUUUCGCUGUGAACUCGUGUCUCGUUUCCAUUCUGUCCUGCCAUGGUUGGAAAAUCCACACGAUCGAUGGGAUUGGCAAUUCUUUGAUCGGUCUGCAUCCCAUCCAGAAGCUAUUAGCAGAUAAUAACGGUACACAAUGUGGCUAUUGUUCUCCUGGAAUGGUCAUGAAUAUGUACGCUCUCCAUGAAUCCGGACAACAAACAAGAGAGCAGAUAGAAAAUUCUUUUGGUGGUAACAUUUGCCGGUGUACAGGGUACCGACCCAUUUUGACCGCCUUCAAAAAGUUGGCAUCAGACGCUGAUGACAUAAUAGACAUCGAAGACCUGGAACCAUGUCGAUAUGAUGAAUGCAGACGAAGAAUUGACAAACUGGGUGAUGAAGAAAAUAUAGGAAACUAUUUUAUUGAGCUCGGAUCAUCUAAAUGGAUGAAGGUGCAUAGUAUGAAAGAUUUGCUGGAGGUUUUAGAAAUGACUGAGACCGAUAAUUAUAUGCUUGUUGGUGGAAAUACAGGAAGGGGUAUCUAUCGGCAGACCUGGCAGACCGUUUUGCCGGAAGUUUACAUAGAUGUAACUUCGGUGAAAGAAUUAACGGACCACUCAAUGAAUGGUAACACACUGGUACUUGGUGGAAACAUCAGUCUCACAAAAAUGAUGGACGUUCUCCAAGAGACGUCAAAUCUGCAGAAUUUCAAGUACUUAUCUGAGGUCAGGGAACACAUUGAUGUGGUGGCCUCAGUCCAAAUAAGAAACAUUGGGACUAUAGCUGGAAAUCUGAUGCUCAAGUACCAGCACAAUGAAUUCCAGUCGGAUAUUUUCCUCUUAUUGGAGACUUUCAAUGCUACAUUAGUUAUAGCUGGAGUAAACGAUAAAGAUAUACUAUGCAGCCCUUCAAGUUUUCUCGAGGUCGAUAUGAGGAAAAAAGUUAUCAAAAACAUAAUUUUAUCUGGAAUAGAUGAGAAGACUCAUAAAUAUGGGUCAUAUAAAAUCAUGCCAAGAUCACAAAAUGCACACGCUAUUGUCAAUGCUGGAUUUCUGAUCAAGCUCAACAACAACAUUGUUGAAUGGGCUCGUAUAGUGUAUGGCGGAAUAAAUGGACAUUUCAUCCAUGCGAAAAAAACCGAGAUUAUCCUGAAAGGAAAGAACUUGUUCAACAAUGAAACAAUGCAGACAGCUUUCAAAUCGUUGGAUCAAGAAAUUCAGCCCGACGAUGCCCCUCCAGAACCAACACCUGAAUUCAGAAAGAAAUUGGCAAUAUCUUUGUUUUACAAGUUCAUUCUGAAAGUUUGCCCAGACAAUCUUGUAUCGAGCAGAAAUAAAAGUGGAGGUUACAUGUUUCAUAGACCAGUUUCAAAUGGAAUUCAAGAAUACGGUACAAACAGAGAUAAAUGGCCUCUCACCGAGCCCCUGCCUAAACUGGAGGCCUAUGGUCAAACCUCAGGCCAAGCAAAAUAUGUUGAUGACCUGAUAGAUCUUCCGAAUCAACUGUACGCAGCCUUCGUCACUGCUAAUGCACCAGCAAACUCUCGAAUAGUCUCAGUUGAUGCUUCUCCUGCCUUGAAAAUGAAAGGAGUUGUUCGCUUCUUCGACAAAAACGACGUUCCCGGCGUGAAUACUUUCAUGCCAAAGGUGGCUGGUUUGGCUGUCCAAGAAGAACUAUUUUGUAGUGGAAGAGUGCAAUAUUAUCAUCAACCAAUAGGUAUAAUUGUUGCAACCGAUCAAGAAAUCGCUUGGAAUGCCGCAGAACACGUGAAAGUAAAGUACACACCGCCAACAACAAAACCAUACUUGACUGCAAGAGAUGUCGUUAAAGCUAACGCAAAAGAUAAAAUUGUGCACCAGACAACAGUUGUGCCAAGUGGAAAAGGAAACGAUGUCAAACAUGUUAUCAAAGGAGAAUUUUUUAUUGGCCAACAAUACCACUACUACAUGGAGGUUCAGUGUUGCAAUGUAGUUCCCACGGAGGAUGAUGGACUGGAUAUUUACCCUGUCACUCAAUGGAUGGAUGUCUGUCAAAUGGCUGCAGCGGCAACUCUCAAUAUCCCAACGAAUAAGAUAAAUGUCAAUGUGCGUCGUGUUGGUGGAUCAUUUGGAGGAAAGAUAACGAGAAACACCAUCCUUUCCACUGCCACAGCCCUGGCUGCACACAAACUCAAAGCACCUGUUAGAAUGACUAUGCCUCUGGAAAAGAACAUGGAUAUUAUUGGGAAGAGGUAUCCUUUUUAUGUUGAAUAUGAAGUGGGCUUCAAUGACAAAGGAGUCAUCCAACACUUGGAAGCUUCUUAUUAUACUGACUAUGGCGUAGGGGGAAACGAGAAAAUUGAUAUGUUGGUUCUAGAUCUAGUUCCGAAUUGUUAUGACACGAAGUAUUGGGGUUAUUCUACAUAUGAUGUUCAUACAGAUACUUCUGCGAAUUGUGCUAUGAGGGCACCAGGUUCUACUGAAGCUUUAGCUUCAACAGAAAAUAUCAUGGAACAAAUAGCUUCUAUCCUCAGGCUGGACCCAACAGAUGUCAAAUUCGCUAACAUGAAUGCAACUAAAUAUCCCAAAGUGAUCAAUUAUUGGAAGGAAAUGCAAACUUGGGGAGAUAUUCCUGCUAGAAAAAAAGCCAUCAAUGAGUUCAAUCAAGAAAACCGAUGGACGAAAAAAGGACUGUCUAUGGUACCGAUGGUAUGGACUCUGCCAACCUUUUUCAAUUAUUCUUUAUUUGUGUCCAUUUUUCAUGGAGAUGGUACUGUAGCUAUCGCUCAUGGAGGAAUAGAAAUUGGUCAAGGAAUUAAUACCAAGGUGGCACAAAUGUGUGCCCACAAAUUUGGAAUUGGUAUGGGGAUGGUUACAAUAAAACAAAGUAACAAUUUUAUCACUCCUAAUUCCAGUACUACUGGAGGAAGUUUUACUACAGAAGCUGUUUGUUAUGCUGCUGUGAAAGCCUGCGAAACGCUUAUAGAAAGAAUGAAACCAGUCAAGGAAAAGAUGACAAAUCCAACUUGGGUAGACUUGGUCAAUCAGUGUUAUGCUGAAAAUAUACAGCUGUACGCAACUGGAUUUUGUAACCCAAAAUCUCCAGCUGUUGAGGAUUACAAAAUUAUGGGAGUUGGUGUAGCUGAAGUGGAAGUGGAUAUCUUAACUGGAUUGCGACAAAUUUCAAGGGUAGAUAUACUAGAAGAUGUAGGGGAAAGUAUGAAUCCAUACGUAGAUAUUGGCCAAAUAGAAGGAGCUUUCGUUAUGGGAUUGGGUUACUUUACGAUGGAACAAAUAAUUCACGAUCCGGAUGGAAAACUCCUAACGGACCGUACAUGGACAUACAAACCGCCUGGAGCGAAAGAUAUACCUCUAAAUUUCAGAAUCAAAUUUGCUAAUGAAAGUCAUGAACCCACUCUUGGAGUACUCAAAUCAAAAGCUGCUGCUGAACCACCGUUGUGUCUGUCAGUUACUGUACCAUUGGCUAUAAGGCAAGCUUUGGAUUCAGCUAGGAGAGAAGCUGAUGCUAGCCAAGCAACAUGGAUACCAUUCAAUGGACCCACAACAGUGGAGCAGGCAUAUCUUAAUUCCUUCAACGACUAUAAACAAUAUAAACUGUGA
Molecule: messenger RNA, 3783 nt
Organism: Phaedon cochleariae (mustard beetle)
Lineage: Eukaryota; Metazoa; Arthropoda; Insecta; Coleoptera; Chrysomelidae
Source: the annotation of a GenBank genome assembly